Messenger RNA from Capronia coronata CBS 617.96, 1035 nucleotides. RefSeq lists its product as uncharacterized. The transcript has a single exon. Gene Ontology annotation, molecular function: S-adenosylmethionine-dependent methyltransferase activity. Lineage: Eukaryota; Fungi; Ascomycota; Eurotiomycetes; Chaetothyriales; Herpotrichiellaceae. The coding region runs from base 1 to 1035 and encodes 344 amino acids. The record is from RefSeq and is a predicted model, not a curated record.
AUGGCUUCCACCGAGCAACCAUCUCAGCGCCCGGCUCCCAGGGACAAAACAUUCCGGAACUACGACAGCUCCUCGGCCGCCGCGUAUGCACAGUACCGGCCCCCAUACCCCAACCAACUGAUCGACAUCAUCAUCGACAAACAUGUCUCGACCGGCGGCGGCCUAGAUCUGCUUCUCGACGUAGGGUGCGGCCCCGGAACUGCGACCCGGUCCCUCGCUCCGCGAUUCACGCACGCCGUGGCCGCCGACCCAGGCCAAAGUAUGGUCGAAACGGCGCGGAAGAUCCCGAGCACGACCAAGUCCGGCACGCCGGUCCGGUUCGAGAUGUGCGAGGCAGAGAAAGUCAGCAGCCUCUUGCCGGUCCUGCAGGAAGUGGCCGGCACCGGCAGCCCGGAGUGCGUGGAUCUCAUCACCGCGGCGGCGGCAGCGCACUGGUUCGACCUGCCACGCUUCUACGGCGAGGCCGCCAAGAUCCUCAAACCGGGCGGCAGCAUUAUUUUCUGGUGCACCAAGAGCGGCUACUGCAGUCCCGACACGCCGAAUGCGGAGAAGUUGACUCGUCUCUUCCAGGAAUUCGAAGACACGGUGGCCAGCGAGUUUGAGCAGCCUGGAAACAGGCUGGCUCGUGGCCUGUAUGCUGGCUUGACGCUGCCUUGGGACGCAGAAUCGGAGGCGGCGACUGAUAAAGAGUCAGGUGAUGGGGUCGGUGUCAAGUUGUCGGAAGUGUUUCCCAAGGAGGAGUUCCAACGGUUGGAGUUCAACAAGGACGGACAUGUCCCGCCGGGAGAACAGUUCCUGGUUGGUAGGAAAUUCACUCUCGACCAGGUCAAGAUGGCUUUGGGCACGGUGAGUCCUAUCACGCGCUGGAGGGAGGCAUAUAAAGACAAGAUCGCCUCGGGGGAGACGGAGGAUUGCGUCGAAAAGCUCGUCAGGCAGAUGAAGGAGAUUCUGGAGGAAGUGCCUGAAGGGAAAGGGAGGGACUGGAUUGAGGGUGGGAGUGCGGUUGUGGUGUUGAUCAUCAAGAAGAGAAAGUGA